CUCCGGCCUCCCGGGGCUGCGGUGCCGCUCGCUCGGCAGCGCCUUCGCCGUCCUCCCGCCGGACGAGGUGUUAUAAUUUCAAGAAAUGCUGCGACAUAUUUGAAGAACAACACUCACAGAAACUUCUGCUGUGUGAAAAUUUUUAAAACUAGAAUGGCCUUGAAAAAGACACCUAAACUAUUUAAGACAUUUUUUCACUGGAAACUUUGGAAGUUUAGCAUUAUUGUAUUUGUCUUUCUGGUAUUUUUAUUUUUAUUACAAAGAGAAGUGGGUGUUCAAGAUUUUAAGGAUGAAGCAGGGAUUGAGCCAGUUGUUGGAAAGAAAAGUCACGUAUUAGGUCUUGUGUUAAAUGCUAUGAACAAUAUCAAAGGUGCAAAGCCCAAAAUGCAGAUAAAAGCACCCAUUAGGCAAACUAAGGUUCCUGGAGAGAGACACUGCUUGCCAGGGCACUAUACUCCAGUGGAACUGAAGCCCUUUCUGGAUCGGCCUCUUCAAGAUCCUAAUGCUCCUGGAGCUUCUGGCAAAGCAUUUAAAACCAUCAACCUGAGUUCAGAAGAACAGAAAGAAAAACAGGCUGGAGAAGAGAAACACUGUUUUAAUGCAUUUGCAAGUGAUAGGAUUUCUUUACACCGAGAUCUUGGACCAGACACUCGACCUCCUGAAUGUAUUGAACAAAAGUUUAAGCGCUGCCCGCCGUUGCCAACCACAAGCAUUGUCAUCGUUUUCCAUAAUGAGGCAUGGUCAACUCUGCUCAGAACUGUGCACAGUGUGAUGUACACAUCCCCUGCCAUCCUGCUGAAAGAGAUUAUUUUGGUGGAUGAUGCCAGUGUAGAUGAAUACCUGCAUGAUAAACUAGAAGAAUAUGUGAAACAGUUUCAGAUAGUUAAAGUAGUCCGUCAGAAGGAAAGAAAAGGUCUGAUCACUGCACGGUUGUUGGGAGCUUCAGUAGCAACAGGAGAGACCCUCACCUUCCUGGAUGCUCACUGUGAAUGCUUUUAUGGCUGGUUAGAGCCAUUAUUGGCAAGAAUAGCUGAGAAUCCUGUUGCUGUUGUAAGCCCUGACAUUGCUUCUAUCGAUCUCAAUACCUUUGAAUUCAGUAAACCAUCUCCUUAUGGGCAUAGCCACAACAGAGGAAAUUUCGAUUGGAGUUUGUCAUUUGGAUGGGAGUCUCUUCCUAAACAUGAGAAUAAAAGAAGAAAGGAUGAAACCUAUCCAAUUAGAACACCUACUUUUGCUGGAGGUCUCUUUUCAAUAUCAAAAGAGUACUUUGAACACAUUGGAAGCUAUGAUGAAGAAAUGGAAAUAUGGGGAGGUGAAAAUAUAGAAAUGUCUUUCAGAGUAUGGCAGUGUGGUGGACAGUUGGAGAUCAUGCCUUGCUCUGUUGUUGGCCAUGUCUUUCGCAGCAAGAGUCCCCAUACUUUCCCAAAAGGUACUCAGGUGAUCACACGUAACCAAGUUCGCCUUGCAGAAGUGUGGAUGGAUGAAUAUAAAGAAAUAUUUUACCGAAGAAACACAGAGGCAGCAAAAAUUGUGAAACAAAAAACAUUUGGAGAUAUAUCAAAAAGACUUGCUUUAAGGCAGCGCCUGCAGUGUAAAAAUUUUACCUGGUACCUCACUAAUGUUUAUCCAGAAGCAUAUGUGCCAGACCUGAAUCCUUUGUUUUCUGGAUAUUUAAAAAAUAUAGGUAACCGCAUGUGUCUGGAUGUUGGUGAAAAUAACCAUGGUGGCAAACCGCUGAUUAUGUAUUCUUGUCAUGGACUUGGAGGAAACCAGUACUUUGAAUAUUCUGCACACCGCGAAAUUCGCCAUAACAUUCAGAAGGAGCUUUGUCUGCAUGCUUCCAAGGGACCUGUGCAGCUUCGAGAGUGCUCUUACAAAGGCCAGAAAACCUUUGCUGUUGGGGAGGAGCAGUGGCUGCACCAGAAGGAUCAAACUCUGUACAAUGAAGCACUACAUAUGUGCCUUACAGGGAAUGGAGAGCAUCCGAGUUUGGCAUCCUGUAAUCCAUUAGACCCCUUCCAGAAGUGGAUCUUUGGCCAGAAUGAUUAAUAUUUGAUAUUACAGGCCACAAGCAUUUUAUUAAAAGAAAAGAACCAUUCUGAACUGUGAUCAUAUGCAUAUACUGGAUUUUUUUGUGAUCGUUUAAAUGCAAAAUGUUUAAACAGUUUCUUUUCCCUCUUAAGCUGGAUAUAAAAUGUGUCAUAAGAGAUUCCCUGGGACUCUGGUAUACCAAAGAUCAUUGGGAUCCUGGUUAUAUUUUGUUUACAAUAUUUCUAUGAUAAGACUUUAUAUGUUGACCACUGAUUUAUGGAUCCUGUUCGUUCUCUUACCUUAGGGGCCGUAUGUGGGGGUUUUUUUGACAUACUGUAAGUACUUCUGAAGAAGACUAAUUUUCUCUGUAGUGUCGUGAGAAAUUAUUGUCUGCUGUCUAAAACCCAGUACACUUUAUAUGUAUGUUUUUAUGCUCAAAUGGCUGACUUUAUUUUUUAUUAUAAUUUACUUAGUAAAACUUUCUCAAUAUUUUUUUAGUUUCUUCACUUAAAAAAUUAGACCAUCAGGUCAAAGCCAAAUAGGAUACCACAUUGUGCUCAGCUUCUAGGAAGUCAGUUGUUUUUUAGAAGAAAAAUGUAAUUUCACUAAAAUAUGUAUUUAUGAUUAUUUUAAUGGAAAAUCUGCUUAUUUUGAUACUAAUCUUUUGUUUAGCCAAAACUUCUUGUAUAGGUUUUUUUAUAUUUCAUGCACUUAAAAAAUUAUUAUAAAGUUUUAUUGUGGUAGGCUGCUGAGCUGCUUAACAUUCACACAUUUUUUCAGCAUUCUGUUCAUUACUGUUUGUAAAUUACAUGUUAUCUAGUAAACUUCUGCCCCUACCUUCUAGUGUUUUAUGCAAUAUUUACCUCAGAGGUUUCUAAUGCUAUCCAUAUGUAAUUUCUUGUGCCAACACUUGCAUAUUAAUUUUUUUUUCUUGUUUGUUUUCCCUGUUACAAAGGACUGGUCUCAGAUUUAUCAGUCUGAGUGAGACCUUGGCCUUCCUAACUAUUCUGCUAAUUAUAGAAAAGAAUAUAGCAUCACCAAAUAUAUAAUAUUAUUUUUAAAUUUAUAAAGUGAAGACAAAAGUAUUUGGCUGCAUGAUCAAAUAUAAAGCUGAGAAUAAAUUUGAAGGAGUGGGUAUUAAAGGCCAAAUAGCACAAAAAUACACUAAUAAUAAAUCUGUUCUUUUGUUGUAGUAAGUAAGUAAUAUCAUUACAGAUAAAUAUUAACUUAAGUCUGGCGGAUGAAUGGAUAAUGAUGUGGAGUUUUUUUUUUUACUUCUGUGGUGGGGAGAGAGCCUGUUUGUAAUUUAAUGGUACCUAGUUCUAUUUCUGAAUAAAAGCAAGUAAAAUUCUUUUCAGUACUUCUAAGUCAUCUAAAAGACAAAAAAGUAUAUAAGCAAGGACCAAUGACAAUUUGCCAGAAGCUUUAAUGCUAAUUUAUUUUUCAGGUUUGAUAAUGCCUUUGAGUCGUGUCUCAGCUUUUGUAAGGCUUUUGGACAACCUGCUGAGAGUAUCCCAGGAAAUUAAAGCUGUACAACUUAAAAUAACUUGAUACAGAGUGAACAGAAAUUGUUGAAAGACUGUACCAGGAAGGGUUAUUUAUGCCACCGAAACUGGAAGGUUGUGUAGAACAACACUGCACAAAGAUCUCCCUGCGUCCUCUGAUGAAUAUUUUAAUUUGGUAAUGGAAUGCAAAGCAUUAUUACUUCUGCAGAUCAAACCAAUAUUUGAAGGCCAGUACACACAUUUGAUAAAAUGGGGGAAUUGAGGAAGAAUGUAACACAGGCCAAUGAGAAAAUUGUUGAAUAUGAAUGGAGGAUGGGAGAUUACACAGAGAGCAACUGUGUUGUGCUGAACUUGGGUAUGGAAUGGAAACUCAGUGUCCGAGGAACCUGUUCUAGAAGACAAGGUAUUGAGUAUACCAGUUUAAAUGUACUUGUUCUUUUAGUUCUCAGUUCAUGUUAUAGAGAAAAUGCAUUAUUUUUAAUAUCAGUAAAGGAUCAUUUCUUCAUGCAACCUGUUUCUCUUAGAAGCUUGUCAUAUUGGGAUGUGCACAUAUGAAACAUCAUUUAGCUGCUCAUUUAUCAGUUGGGUUUUUGCCAUUUGUUUGGGGGUUUUUUAAUAGCUAACAUUUCAAACAGGGUAGAAUUUCAGUUGCAAGGAAACGAGUGUUCUGUUGCACUUGGAAGUAGGAACUUCUUCCUAAGCAAUGUAGAGAAGCUCCACUUUGUAUAUUUUGGGUUUCCUGCAGGUGUAGCAAUAUAUGUAGGGUUUUUUCACAGAGAUUAGGUAUAGCAAUUCACCUAGUUAUUAUAUUUUGUAUUUACUUCUAGAUAUAGAAAGGGAAAAUAAUUCUGUGAUUUAAAAAUGGUCUUUUAAAGAUUUUCCUUUUCAUUUUUUGAGACUUCUUUUCUGGUCUAACAUAGGUCACUAGUACAAAAUACAUAUUAGUAUUUUGGAUUAGUAUCAUAGUUCCUUAAACUGAGACAUCUUAGUCUGUAUUUUGCUGUACCUAGUACAGUAGUUGUCUUACUUGGACUCUCUACAACCUGCCAGAAAAGAGGGAAGCAGAUCUGUAAGCAGAGGAAAAUUUUAAAUUACUUUUUUUGUUCUGUUCUGUUUGAAGAUGUGAAACUAACUUUUAGGUCACAGUGGCUAUUACACUUCCUAAUAUUUGUGUGUGUACAUACAUACAUAGGCAUCAUAUAAUACUAGGAGAGCAAUAAGAGAUCUGUAAAUAUGACUAGAGGUUUACGAAGUUGGAUUUUGGGGAUUUUUUUUUUAGCUAAUAAAAAAGCAGCAUCAUCUUCUGGCUGUUGAUAAUGUUCUCUUGAAAGUGGCUGAAAGUUUUAAAUAAUUAGAAAGGCUUGCUGAACAGCAGUUUGUUGCAGGGGGAUUCUCUGGGUCUUUUAUGUCUUUUGGUGUUUUUUAAGCCAGUUUCAGUAAGGUUAUAAUGCCCGUCUCUGCCCCUGUGAAGGUGACAAAGGUGAAUGGUAUUCCAUACACAGCAUGUAAAAAUUGGUACUUCCAUCAGAUGGGUAUAUGAACUGCUGAAGGUUACUAGAACAGCUGGCAUCAGUGUUAACCUCCAUCUCACUGCUCUCUUACACAUCCAGGGAGUAAUCCCAAGUGCUGAAGAAGGCUUGACUUCAGGCCAGGCCAGCUGAGCCACGCUCCCAACAGGACAAAGCAGGUCCUAAACCUUUUGGGACUUCAGGGGUGGUGGCUCUGGGUGCCCUGCCUGUGAACAAGAGGUCCCUACUGGUUGCUUGUGGCUCCACUUGGUUAUGACACCUUUCACUGCAGUGGGAAUUUGCCAGCCCACCAUACCUGAGGAUUUUUUAUUUUUAUCACUUGUGGGAGUAAUUGCUGCUUUAGCAUGAGUACAGAAUAACGGGAGUACUAUUAACAGAUCAACCUACAAGGAACCUUAAGAGUUAAAUCUUCCUACUGCUGAAGGGGCAUCCUGGGAUCUUGAAUUAGAACCAGUGUUGAAAGAUGUUUUAUGUUUGAUUGGACCAGUAUGGCUUAGCAAGCCCUGGAGCAGCCCUUUUAGCCACAGUUCACAGCAAUGCCAAAAGCAGUCUAACAGCAAAUAUGGGACUCCCAAUGGAUUACAACCAAGGGAUACCCUAAUUCUUGUGAGAACUUUCUUAUAAUCUAGAGCACAACCUCUCAUCUUUAUAGGUUUUU
This is a messenger RNA of Melospiza georgiana, 5723 nucleotides long. RefSeq names its product polypeptide N-acetylgalactosaminyltransferase 3 (gene GALNT3). The record is from RefSeq and is a predicted model, not a curated record. Lineage: Eukaryota; Metazoa; Chordata; Aves; Passeriformes; Passerellidae. Gene Ontology annotation, cellular component: Golgi apparatus. The transcript is spliced from 11 exons. Bases 154 to 2049 code for a protein of 631 amino acids.